Vitis riparia (riverbank grape) is the source of this 1693-nucleotide messenger RNA. RefSeq names its product non-structural maintenance of chromosomes element 4 homolog A-like. NCBI's taxonomy places the organism in Eukaryota, Viridiplantae, Streptophyta, Magnoliopsida, Vitales, Vitaceae. Gene Ontology annotation, biological process: DNA repair. The record is from RefSeq and is a predicted model, not a curated record. The transcript is spliced from 7 exons. Gene Ontology annotation, cellular component: Smc5-Smc6 complex; nucleus. The coding region runs from base 309 to 1442 and encodes 377 amino acids.
AAGUAAAACAUAGGGAAAAAAAAAAAGGCAAAGAAAGAAAGAAAUUUUGUAAAUUUCAAAUACGCGGGAAAGUAGCCUCCAAAAUUAACCCACCGUUACAAACCCAAAGCCUUCAAAAACGAACCCAAAACACUUAAAAAAGAAAAAGAAAAAAUCACUUUUAACUUAAAAAAACAACACAUUUUCGAUUCUGAAAUCCUCUUUCUUCUGGUUUUCAAAUUGAAAAAAACACUCGAAACACUUUCUUUUAGGGUUUUUGUUGUGUUUGUUUUCAUUUUCGUAAAAAAGUCUUCGCAUAAAUCAAAACCAUGAAAAGAAUUCCGAAAAGCGAAGUGAAGCCAGGAAAGGGGAAUCAAAGUCUCCACUCAGAGGACACGGAGUCGACCCGUCACAGUCAACAAGGCACGGCGGAUCGGAGAGUUCUUCGGUCUCGAUAUCUAGCUGUGAAGAAUCUGAUCAGUGAUAAAAGAGAUGAUAUAUCGAGAGCAGGUUCCGAUAAAUUUAAGUCUAUUAUUAGCGAAGUGGAGAACUUGCAUCAGUUUGUUCAGAAGCCAAGAGAGCAAGUUGCAGAUGCAGAGGCUCUAUUGGACAUUGCUAACACCUUGGUGACCUCUGUCAAGUCACAGACCAAUGCUGGUGUUACACCAUCCGACUUAGUAACAUGUUUCCUCAGCAAAUAUGGGCAACAUGGAGGAGGAUUCACCACAGAAAAUCCUCGAAUCCACUGGAAAAAAAUUGGGAUUGUUGUUUCACCCAUUUUCAGAAAAGGGCAAGGGUGCUGCACCAUGCUUGGACCUAUGAACACUGAGUUGAAGCAAAGGAAAGUUGCUGUUCAUCAAAAGCGUUCGAGGGAGCCUACUGAAAGCACUCGACCUGAAGAGCUUAAUAAUUAUGAGGAAGAACACAGAUCGGAUACUGACAAGAAUAUGGCAACCAUGUUUGAGAUUCUGAGGAGGAAGAAGCAAGUCAAGCUUGAAAGCCUCAUGUUGAACAGGAAGUCCUUUGCGCGGACAGUGGAGAACUUGUUUGCUCUGUCUUUCUUAGUCAAAGAUGGACGAGCUGAAGUAGUUGUUGAUGAGAAUGGCUCACAUUUAGUCUCACCUAAGAAUGCUCCCGCUGCUAGUUCUGUGGUUGCCAGAGAGGUGGUUUACUCACAUUUUGUAUUCAGAUUUGACUUCAAAGACUGGAAGUUGAUGAUGGACUUGGUGCCAGCUGGGGAAGAGCUAAUGCCACACAGGGAUCAAUCAAAAGGCCUGAAUGCAUCUCAGGCAGGCUUGGCACCUAAUGAUUACCAAGAUACACUUCACACAACACCAAUCAAGAAAUUUUCCAGGAAUCGUGGCCUUGUCAUACAGGAACAACCAAUCGUAAAAGAGGACCCUGAUACAGGAGAUGCUGCAGGUCAGAGAUGUAAACGAAAGCUUCACCAAGUUAUAUCAUAAGCUAGUCAAACUUGUAAUCAUGUAUACACAAGUUUCUUUUUGUGGUCAGUAACCAGAUAAAGAUUUGUUGUGUGCUGCUGAGUUUUUUGUCAUGUAUAUAGGUAGCAAGAGAGCAAGCCCCUUAGCUGAUAUUCCCACUGAGAUGGUUUCAACUUUUUGAGCACCUUGUUUGGGCUUUAACUCCUGUGUAAGAAUGAGCAUUUUGGAGAACCUUGAUCUAUUAACUGCAAUACAAGUUUGUUCUCUGUCUA